ACCAAGUCCAUCGUGAGCUACAACCACCUGGGGAACAAUGAUGGGAAGAACCUCUCGGCGCCACAGCAGUUUCGGUCCAAGGAGAUCUCCAAGAGCAACGUGGUGGAUGACACGGUCCAGGCCAACCCUGUCCUUUACGGCCCCCAGGACAAGCCCGACCACUGCGUGGUGAUCAAGUACGUGCCCUACGUGGGGGACAGCAAGCGUGCGCUGGACGAGUACACCUCGGAGAUCAUGAUGGGUGGCACCAACACCAUCGUCAUCCACAACACUUGCGAGGAUUCGCUGCUGGCCAGCCCCAUCAUCCUGGACCUGGCCAUCCUGACGGAGCUGUGCCAACGCGUCACCUUCUGCACUGAGGCCGACCCCGAGUUUCAGGGUUUCCACAGCAUCCUCUCCAUCGUCGCCUUCCUCUGCAAGGCCCCACUGGUCCCCGAGGGCACCCCCGUGGUCAACGCCCUCUUCCGCCAGCGUAGCUGCAUCGAGAACAUCCUCAG
Mesitornis unicolor (brown roatelo) is the source of this 497-nucleotide messenger RNA. RefSeq names its product inositol-3-phosphate synthase 1 (gene ISYNA1). The transcript is spliced from 3 exons. Gene Ontology annotation, biological process: phospholipid biosynthetic process; inositol biosynthetic process. Gene Ontology annotation, molecular function: inositol-3-phosphate synthase activity. Gene Ontology annotation, cellular component: cytoplasm. NCBI's taxonomy places the organism in Eukaryota, Metazoa, Chordata, Aves, Mesitornithiformes, Mesitornithidae. The annotation marks the transcript as partial. The record is from RefSeq and is a predicted model, not a curated record.